AGGGGUGGGAUGGGAAGAUUUUCUUAGGGAAGGAUCUCUGGGGCGAAGUGUGGAGGACUGCCAAGAGAAGUUCCGGGCAGGGAUAGAGUUUUACUGGGUGUCAUAAGGACUGGAAAGGUUCUGGGAGAGGAGGUACCGGGGAGAUUCUUGGGACAAGAACUUUAUGCUGGGACUUCAGAAAUGGCAGGGACUCAGAGUGAGCUUGAGUCCAGUCUCAUGGUCCUGCUAAUUUUGGCUGGCUGUACUGUUAGAGAAGGAGGUGGGUGCAGAGAUGUCAGGAUUCUGCUCUUCCUCUACCACCUCCACCUGUGUGGCUAGAGGCAGUUACCUUAAUCUCUUCUAACUUUAGUUUCCUUAGCUUUAAAAUGGAUUUAAGAAUAGCCCUGACAAGCUGAGUGGUGACUGGGGAGGCAGAGGCAGUUGGAUUUCUGAGUUUGAGGCCAGUCUGGUCACAGAGCUAGUUCCAGGACAGCCAAGGCUACACAGAAAAACUGUCUUGAAAAACAAGAAAGGAAGGAAGAAAGACAGAGUGGUCCUGCCAACCUAGAGGACAGUGUCUUGGUAAUGUCCAGGGCUCCGGGAAGAGAUGUCCUUGUGGCUGGAGGCUCCAGGGCCUGAUGUUUGUCCUGAUUCUGCAACGGAGUUGUGGAAGGCAGAAACCCAAGAUGCAAAAGACCAGGGAGGCAAGAGCUGCGUCCUCAGGGAGGAAGCUAGGGUGCCCCAAUCUGCUGAAAGUGCUUUCAGAAUGGGGUUGGAGGCAGCAGAGCCCACAGUCCUGCUCCCUAGGGCAGAAGCUUUUCCAGAGCCUACAGAGCUUCGUCCACAAAAGCGAAAAAAGGGGCCAGCCCCCAAAAUGCUGGGGAAUGAGCUUUGCAGUGUGUGUGGGGACAAGGCGUCUGGCUUCCAUUACAAUGUGCUGAGCUGCGAGGGCUGCAAGGGAUUCUUUCGCCGCAGUGUCAUCAAGGGAGCGCGCUAUGUUUGCCACAGCGGGGGCCACUGCCCCAUGGACACCUACAUGCGACGGAAAUGCCAGGAGUGUCGGCUUCGCAAAUGCCUCCAGGCGGGCAUGCGGGAGGAGUGUGUCUUGUCUGAAGAGCAGAUCCGCUUGAAGAAACUGAAGCGGCAAGAAGAGGAACAGGCUCAAACCACAUCAGUGUCCCCAAGGGUUUCCUCAGCUCCCCAAGUCCUGCCCCAGCUCAGCCCGGAGCAACUGGGCAUGAUCGAGAAGCUGGUUGCUGCCCAGCAACAGUGUAACAGACGCUCCUUUUCUGACCGACUUCGAGUCACGCCUUGGCCCAUCGCACCUGACCCUCAGAGCCGGGAAGCCCGGCAACAGCGCUUUGCCCACUUUACCGAGCUGGCCAUCGUGUCUGUGCAGGAGAUUGUUGACUUUGCCAAACAGCUUCCUGGCUUCCUGCAGCUCAGCAGGGAGGACCAGAUCGCCUUACUGAAGACCUCUGCAAUUGAGGUGAUGCUUCUGGAGACAUCACGGAGGUACAACCCUGGGAGUGAGAGCAUCACCUUCCUCAAGGAUUUCAGUUAUAACCGGGAAGACUUUGCCAAAGCAGGGCUUCAGGUGGAGUUCAUCAAUCCCAUCUUUGAGUUCUCCAGAGCCAUGAAUGAGCUCCAGCUUAACGAUGCCGAGUUUGCUCUGCUCAUCGCCAUCAGCAUCUUCUCGGCAGACCGGCCCAACGUGCAGGACCAGCUGCAAGUGGAGAGGCUGCAGCACACAUAUGUGGAGGCCCUGCAUGCCUAUGUCUCCAUCAAUCACCCCCACGACCGACUGAUGUUCCCACGGAUGCUAAUGAAAUUGGUGAGCCUCCGCACUUUGAGCAGCGUCCAUUCAGAGCAAGUGUUUGCUCUUCGCCUGCAGGACAAAAAACUCCCCCCAUUGCUGUCUGAGAUCUGGGACGUGCACGAAUGACUGUCCUUCCACAUGUCCUCUGUGCUGUGGGCCACACGAAGGAGGCUUACUGGCUGCUUCCUAGAGGUUGAGCAGACUGAGAAGGGCAAACAUUCCUGGGGGCCCGGUGAAGGAGAUCCUUGCAUGGCAUUAAAGGAGAGUCAAAGGGUUGGGUGUUUUGUGGCUGCUGGCCAGUUGGGGACCUACUAACACUGUGCACCAUCUGAGGACCUUAUUGACCCAACCAAAUAAACUAGCCAGGAAGGCCACUUUG
This is a messenger RNA of Arvicola amphibius (Eurasian water vole), 2177 nucleotides long. It is a transcript of the gene Nr1h3, whose product is annotated as nuclear receptor subfamily 1 group H member 3. The coding region runs from base 587 to 1924 and encodes 445 amino acids. NCBI's taxonomy places the organism in Eukaryota, Metazoa, Chordata, Mammalia, Rodentia, Cricetidae. Gene Ontology annotation, molecular function: RNA polymerase II cis-regulatory region sequence-specific DNA binding; nuclear receptor activity; zinc ion binding. The record is from RefSeq and is a predicted model, not a curated record. Gene Ontology annotation, biological process: negative regulation of inflammatory response; negative regulation of transcription by RNA polymerase II; positive regulation of transcription by RNA polymerase II. The transcript has 10 exons.